UAAAAAUAGCCUUUCGUCUUCAGCCGAACAAUCCCCCUUUAUCUCGUUCUUUGUAUUGCCUGUGGUGCUUCAGCCUCAAGCGCCCAUACACAUCGAUCGUCUUCGUUGUCCGAGUCGCGGGGCCCUCGAACGCCGCAGUAGCCAGCCAAGAGACCGGAGAACCCCCCUGCCUGCGACUUCGUGUGCGUCGGGAACAAGGGGUGCGCUUACCACGAAGGUGCGGAGAGAGUGUAGAAGUUGAUGGCCGUGAGAAGUUCUGAUGCUAACGCCGUCACACAGACGCCAGCGGAGACGAGGAAAGCCACUGGCGGGCGAGACGUCCCUGAGUUUAUCCCCGCGCCACCAGCCAAGAAGAGGAAGCGACGCGACGAUAUGCCGCGCAUCUGGCUCCGUCUCGAGCUGUUCGAGCUCGGCCUCGUGCCGUUGCCGUCGAAAUACGCAGCCUCACUCACACUAGGCAACGUUAAGAAGGCGCUAGAUGCGCUUCAUAACAAGAUCCAGGCAGCUAAUGGAGAGGCCGCAGACGCAGCAGCUGGAGACGACGCCGUCAUGCUGGACACGGAGGGAUCUUACACGGAGAGCGACAAUUUGAGUUCCGUCACGUUUGCGGUCUGGAAAGACGCGGUGGAGAGCAUUUUCCAGUGGAGAGAACAGGACUACAAGGCCUUCUGGUUGUUGCUCGUGCAGUUCCAUCGCAUGAUCCCCGUCAAGAACGAAAACCUGGACUGUACAGCCCCGUUGGAAGGAGAGCAGUCGCUCUCUCGAGAGGAGGUGCCUGUAUUUAAGAUGGCUAUUUUCCUGUUCAUUCAGACGGUCAAGCCGCACUCGUGGAGGUCGAAAUACUCGCUGGACUCGUACAAUGCAGUGUGGUAUCGCGAACAUGCCGAGAGUUUGGCUGCAGCUGCAGCACUGGAGACUGCGGGGGCUGUGGCUGCUGCUACAGCGCCCAAAUCGCCGAUUAUGGGCGCUCUUGGAUCCCCACUGAUGAGAGGCAGCGCUAGUCCGCCGCCUCCACAAUCUCCACACACAGUGGGCAUGGCAGACCGCUCGACUGCCGAUUCGUAUUACUUGUCAUUUGUUCGUGAGAAGCUGGAAGAUUUGUUUGGAUUACUGUACCCGUCGGUGGAUCUAAAGGACGAAUCUCCGACGGUCGUGAGCGCUGAUCAGAUCGAUUUGUUGGGUUUCUUGCUGUGCUUGGGAGAUGUGAGCCUCGUAGACAAGAACCUGAAGCUGAGUUCUUGCUAUCCGACGUGGGAACAGGCCGACAAUACUGAUGCUAUGGCGGAGACUGACGCUGCGCAAGAUUUUACGCCUCACGUGGAGAAUGGAGCUAAAGUUUGCCGAUUUUACAAGACCCACUUGUCACUGAACGAGAAAAUGUAUCCACCUGUGGGGUUCUCUGUGGCUCCUCCCACGACAGCUCAAAACAACCUCUCAACUAUUUCACCACCUGCCUUUUCCCUGAACGAUGACUUUUCGUUGGAUGGAAGUGCAGAUAUGUCUAGUGUUCAAGAAGAAACGACAGGCCGGCCUACCAUUCUAUCACAGCUGAUGAAGACGACGGUGAUCAAGCGCGCAGACGAGUUCGCGGUGUCUGAAGACAGCGGCCAACGCCCGGACGUCCUCAUCUUCUCGUGCCAAGACUCGUACAUCUACCUCCUGGGACCUGUUCGGAAUGUGACGAUUUCAGCGUGCAAGAACUGCCGUAUCAUCACAGCACCGAACACGGGAAUUUUGUCGAUGGAACGCUGUGAAAAUGUACAGCUCACGUCACUUUCUGGUCUCAUCCGCGUCAGCAACUGCCUGGACACUCGUCUCAACGUAUACACAUUGUCUCCGAUUAUUGUGAGCGGCGAAAACGUCGGCGUGAUUCUGGGACCCUACAAUACCAAGUAUGUUGGUUUGAAGCAGCAGUUGUCCACAGUACCGUUCCUGUGGAAUGCCGAGUCACAAGGCAGCUGGAACAAGUUUUUAGACCUGGACAGCGAUAAAGACAGUAUGAACGACACAGAAAAGCCUCCAGUUUCUCUUCAGGUGCCCGAGACUUUCCGCGAUGUGUGUGUUCCAGUGAAGCCGGCAGCAGGAGCUGGCCCUGCUGAGCGGCCAUUCCCGAUCCCGCCCGAGUACGUCGCUGCAGUGAGGAAGCAGUACGAGACGGUGGAGUCGCUGCGGCAACUAGUGACCAGCGACGAGUUCGACCUCACGAAGAAGCGCACGAUGGAAGUGGUAAUCCAGCUCAAGUUCAAGGAGUGGCUGUCGUCCACCAGCAACGUUAGGCAGAUCCUGGACCUCGUCCACCUCGAUCGCGUGAAUGGAGAUCCUGCCAGCAAGGAGUCGUAGCUUUAGACGCAGCCAGCAAAGAGAAAAAAAAACGCGAGUACCGUGAUACCGACGACUAUACUAGAUAGAGAUCCUUCCGAUCGCCUCUCACAUACAGACAGAACCUCGAGGAGAUCGCCGUAUUGGCGAAACUCAAUGAAUGUUGCAGUUGUUGCUGAA
This is a messenger RNA of Phytophthora nicotianae INRA-310, 2499 nucleotides long. RefSeq lists its product as hypothetical. The record is from RefSeq and is a predicted model, not a curated record. Bases 241 to 2340 code for a protein of 699 amino acids. NCBI's taxonomy places the organism in Eukaryota, Oomycota, Peronosporomycetes, Peronosporales, Peronosporaceae. The transcript is spliced from 5 exons.